This is a messenger RNA of Oldenlandia corymbosa var. corymbosa, 687 nucleotides long. The record is from the annotation of a GenBank genome assembly. Lineage: Eukaryota; Viridiplantae; Streptophyta; Magnoliopsida; Gentianales; Rubiaceae.
AUGACACCACCAUCCGAACAUCAACAAAAUUUUGAACUGCCACCGGAAUCGAAUUGGGGUUGGGAAAAGAUGACUGAAAUGUUCGGAAAAAGAGGGAAAAAGGAUGAUCCGAAUUUCCGGGAAAUAGCAGCGGUGGUGACGCCGAAGCAACCGAGGUCAAAGAUAGACCUCACUGUUUCGGCUCUAUUGGGGCGAAUUUGGAGAAACUUGUUCCCAACUUCAACACAGGUUUUAUCAUCACAAAAGAUUGAUCAUCCCCGUUCAAAGCAACAGCCGCAAGAACAAGGAAAGCAAGGAACUCCUCUGGUUGUUGAUGAAUCGCUGCUAAAGUUGCAAGUUGACCCAGCCAAUGGCGAUCCAAAACCCUCACAAGUUAGUAAGUCGUCGCGGCUGCAAGAUGAGUCUGUCGUACCAAUUGAGAAAGCCCAAGUUGAAAACCCGCCGGAAGCAGUUCCGCAGCCGGCGAAAGCUCUAGAGGUAUCGACCUCUAGAUUGACUGUGAAGUUAAAGCUUAUGGUUCCUGUUGAUAUUCCAGAAAGCCCACCGCCGCUGGUUGUUCACUCUCGGAUGGAAGUCAUCCCUGUUGAUGCCAAUCCGCCUCCUACUACUGUUGCGAAGCCACUGUCGCCAAAAAGAGAAGUUCGAAUUAGAUCACCCACUCUCAUCAACUGCUACUGGAGCUGUUGA